GCCGCCAUCUUUGUUGAUGUGUCAGCUCCUCGGGGGUUUUGAGGGGGAACCUCGGUUGAGAGCCAGCGAUCGGCCGCGGUCUCCACGCGUGACGUCCUCGUCCACUCCGUGUCGGCGGGACCCGGCCAUGGAGACGCUGGCCCGGGAGCCGGAGCUCCAUCGGCCUCGUUAGGGUGCGGCCCGGGGCUGGGGACGGACGAUGUAAAUGAAGAUCAGGAGCAGAAUUGAAGAAAUGCAAAGUGAAUUGGUGCCAGUCAGCAUGUCAGAGACAGAGCACAUGGCCUCCAUUUCUUCUGAUGCAAAUACUGGGGAAACACCUGAGUUAAAAGAAGACUCGUGCAACCCAUUUUCUGGUGAUGAAAGCAACAAAUUAGAAACUGAAUCUGAACUAUUGUCAUUGAACUCUGACAAAAUUUUAUGUCAACCUAAUGAACACAGUUGUCAAAUUGAACAAGAAAACCUUAUUUCAGACUGUGGUGGUGGUGAGAAUUCUUAUGUUAAAACAGACCCAUACUCAGAAAACUCUGAACAAGUAGAUAACUUUCCUGCUGGGGACUUUGCAAAACAAGUGUCAAAACCAAGUGACCCAGAACAGACGGUGACACAGAUACUGGCGGAGUUGAGGUCCUCUGCAUCUACAGAAGCCAGUGACCCAAAGACGUCCUCAGCAAGCCUCUACGACACAGACUGCACCAGGAAACUCAUUUCUCAGAUAAAGACUGUUUCAGCAUCAGAUGAUUUGUUGGGAGAAAUCGAAUCUGAGCUCUUGUCUGCAGAGUUUGCAGAGGAACACCAAGUACCAAAUGGAGUGAAUAAAGGCGAGCACGCCUUAGCCCUGUUUGAGAAGUGUAUGCAUGGCAAGUACUUGCAGCAGGAGCUCACGAUUAAGAAGUUAAUUAAAGAAAAUAAGAAUCAUCAGGAACUCAUCUUAAAUAUUUGCUCAGAAAAAGACAAUUUAAGAGAAGAACUGAAAAAAAGAACAGAAACAGAGAAGCAGCAUAUGAACACAAUUAAACAGUUAGAAUUAAGAAUAGAGGAACUGAAUAAGGAAGUUAAAGCUUCUCAAGAUCAGCUAGUUGCACAGGAUGUCACAGCUAAAAAUACAAUUCAGCAAAUCCACAAAGAGAUGACCCAGAGGAUGGACCAGGCCAAUAAGAAAUGUGAAGAGGCCCGGCAAGAAAAGGAAGCAAUGGUAAUGAAGUAUGUGAGAGGUGAGAAGGAGUCUCUAGACCUUCGCAAAGAAAAAGAAACACUUGAGAGAAAACUUAGAGAUGCAAAUAAGGAGUUGGAGAAAAACACUAACAAAAUUAAGCAGCUUUCUCAGGAGAAAGGGCGGCUGCAGCAACUCUAUGAAUCGAAGGAAGGUGAAAUGUCUAGACUCAUCAGAGAAACAGACAAAUUAAAGGAGGAGAUCAGCUCGUACGUCAUUAAAGUCAAGUGGGCACAGAACAAGCUAAAGGCUGAGAUGGAUUCACACAAGGAAACCAAAGAUAAACUCAAAGAAACAACGUCAAAAUUAACACAGGCAAAGGAAGAAGCUGAUCAGAUCCGGCAAAACUGUCAAGAUAUGAUAAAAACAUAUCAGGAAUCAGAAGAAAUUAAGUCAAAUGAGCUUGAUGCAAAACUCAGAGUCACAAAAGGAGAACUUGAAAAACAAAUGCAAGAAAAAUCUGACCAGCUAGAGAUGCAUCAUGCCAAAAUAAAGGAACUGGAAGAUCUGAAGAGGACAUUUAAGGAGGGUAUGGAUGAGCUCCGGACAUUGAGAACAAAGGCAAAAUGUCUAGAAGAUGAACGCUUAAGAACUGAAGACGAAUUAUCAAAAUACAGGGAAAUUAUUAAUCGUCAGAAAGCUGAAAUUCAGAGUUUGCUGGACAAAGUGAAAACGACAGAUCAGAUCCAGGAGGAGCUUCAGAGUGGUAAACAAGAAAUUGAACAUUUGAAGGAAGAAAUGGAAAGCCUUAAUUCUUUGAUUAAUGACCUACAGAAAGACAUCGAAGGCAGCAGGAAAAGGGAGUCUGAGCUCCUGCUGUUCACGGAGAAGCUCACUAGUAAGAACGCACAGCUGCAGUCUGAGUCCUGCUCUCUGCAGUCACAAGUGGACAGCCUCUCCUGCAGUGAAAGUCAGCUGCAAAGCCAGUGCGAGCACAUGACACAGACCAACGCUCACUUGGAGAGCAGAUUGCUCAGAGAGGAGGGACUGCGGAAAGAGGAGGUCCAGAGCCUGCAGGCCGAGCUCUCCGCUAUGCAGACAGAAGUUAAAGCCCUGAGCACCCAAGUGGAAGAACUGAAGGAUGAGUUAGUAACACAGAGGCGCAAACACGCCUCCAAUGUCAAGGAUCUUAGCAAACAGCUCCAGCAAGCACGGAGAAAAUUAGACCAGACUGAGAAUGGGAACUACGAUAAAGAAGUUAGCAGCAUGGGAAGCCGUUCUAGUUCAUCAGGGUCACUUAAUGCUCGCAGCAGUGCUGAAGACCGAUCUCCAGAGAAUACCAGCUCCUCAGUGGCUGUGGACAACUUCCCAGAAGUGGACAAGGCCAUGCUGAUUGAGAGGAUAGUGCGGCUGCAGAAGGCGCAUGCCCGGAAGAAUGAGAAGAUAGAGUUCAUGGAGGACCACAUCAAACAGCUGGUAGAAGAGAUAAGAAAGAAAACCAAAAUAAUUCAGAGUUACAUUUUACGAGAAGAAUCAGGCACACUUUCUUCAGAAGCAUCUGAUUUUAACAAAGUGCAUUUGAGUAAACGCGGUGGCAUCAUGGCAUCCUUAUACACAUCCCAUCCCGCUGACAGUGGGCUAACACUGGAGCUCUCUUUGGAAAUCAACCGAAAAUUACAGGCUGUUUUGGAAGAUACAUUACUAAAAAAUAUUACUUUGAAGGAAAACCUGCAAACACUUGGAACAGAAAUAGAACGCCUUAUUAAACACCAGCAUGAACUGGAGCAGAGGACGAAGAAAACCUAACAAAAAGCUCUUGCCCAGUAGACAGACCAGAGCCGCAGACCAGCAGGUGCCACUGUCCAGUGUCCUGAAACAGCCCUUGCUUUGUGUCAACUAAUCAAAAGUUCAUUUUACUCCCUGUGUAGACGUGCCCUUUCGUGAAUGCAUUGGUGUGUGUGCCGUACUGUGAGCUCAAUGAAGUCCGUUUCUAUGUGGUGCAAUUCAGCCACCUUGUCACUGACUCAACAUCUAAUUUGCUUUUUGCCCUAAAGUGCUAAACAUUAGUACAAGGGUUUUUAAAAAACAAAACAAAACAAAAAACUUUGCCAUAGUUCUUCCGUUAGUGAGUUCAGUCUUUGAAAAGUAUUCAUGAAAAGACAGGUGUUCUCCAUCCGUUACUUCUGCAACACACAAAGACACCUAGAGAAAUCAUGAAGUUUUCAGUUUUGAUCUGGGCACAGUGAUCGCCUUAUAGUUCUAGCUACUUCGAAGGCUAAGGAGGAUCUGGAGCUCAUGAGUUCAAAGCCAGCCAGGGCAACAUCUCACAACCCCAUCACAAUUAGCCGGAAUCACAGAGUAGCCUUGCAAUGUGCUGUAAGGAUGUAUAUGAAUGCUUAAUUCUGAUUUUAAUGACAGCUAGACAGGAAAACUGGCUGUUGGUAACUAGCAGUGACCAGGCACUAUUUGUGUCUGUCAGGUUUCCUUAUUUGUCAUAGCUACGUUUUCACAUUUGAGUUGUUUGAGUUACUAGUUGAGUUUUUUACAUCUUCAGUUACUUAAACUAAGAUUUUAAACAAUGUGUGUACUUAAAAUUUUCCUGUGGACUCAUUAUAUUUUAAAAUGUGAAAUGAAUCUAAUCAUUAGAACAGAUGAAUGAAGACUUUGAAACUGACAUGCUUUAGUUUUACUGACAUUGUACAGAAGUAAAUGUAACGGGCUUAAGGCAGUGGUUCUCAACCUGUGGGUCACAACCCUUUCACAGGGGUCACACAUCAGAUAUUUACGUUACAAUUCUUAACAGUAGCAAAAUUACAGUUAAUGAAGUAGCAACAAAAAUAAUUGUAUGGUUGGGGUCACCACAUCACGAGGAACUGUAUUAAAGGGUCGCAGCGUUAGGAAGGUUGAGAACCACUGGGUUCAGGUGUUUCUGAAGACCGCGUUCCCAAGAGAAGCCAGCACUUAGCACUGUUAACUUUUCAUGUGUGCACCCGUUCUUCAGUCUUGAUGGUUGAUUACGUAGCAUAACGAAGCAUCAUUUCACCAAAUGGGAUGUUUCACUCUGUUAUUUAAAACACAGUUAUAUCUUCAUAGCCAAAGGAACUUUGAGCCAAAUUGUUGUAUCUUGUUAGAUAUCUACAGUGUUUAAGAUGUAUACUUAAAUGUUGCCAAUUGUUAGUACCAAUGUUUUUGUCAUUGAAUUUUUUUCUCACCUCCCAGAACCUAAACACUGCAUUAUGUUCAGACCAUGUGUAUCCUGGGAGACCUUGGAGCAUAUCUGGCAAGCCUCUGUUGGUUUUGUAUUUGGGCAUUUUUUUCCCCUGAGGAACUUGAGCUUUGGGGAUAGAUACCUUUAAAGAAUUGUAUGGGCUCAAGCUGGGCGUAGUAAUACGUGCCCAGAAUGGUAGCACCUAGGAGGUGCAGGAAGAUUAAAGGCCAGCCUCAAGGACAAAGUGAGUUGGAGGCCAGCCUGGGCUACAUGAAGCCCAGUUUUAUAAAUAGAAUUGUUUGGGCUCUAAAAAUUUAGAUCAUGUCAAUGCCCUUUUAAUGUGUUUUAACAUUUCCUUAAAUCAACAUUGAUUAUAAAUGUAAUUUACUAAAUACUAAAUGUCAGUAUAGUGUCUUUUUGUGAUAUCUGUUGUUAUCCAAACAAUAUCUCUUAGCUUCAGAGUGAAAAUGCAUUCAAAGUUGUUUUAUUUUUAAAUAGUUGUAAAAAGUGUUAGUCAUAAUGUCUUGCUCUUUUUAUUAUUAAUAAUUUAUUAGAAUAAAAAAUAAGAGGGUAAGUGCAAUAAAUUCUGAAUUAUUUGCCCAUUUAUUCCUAGACAUACUGGAAGACUCCAAAGGUCUACAUAACGUAGGCAAUGUAACUACACUUCCCUGGUUCCUCAGGUGAUAUUGAUUCGUGAGUUACAGUGAUUGGGUUUUUUAAUUCCAAGAUACAAACAUGCAUAGCGGAGACCAAAUAGUGGUAAUGUCCACAGUACAGUCAGUACCGAACGGAACAAGUAGUGUUUAUAUUUAUGCCACCAUGUACUUGUAGAACUUAAUGAAAUAAUUGAAAAAUAUCAUUACUAAAAGCCAUACUUGCAUCAUACUGCUUUCUUUUUCCUAUUUAUGAGGCUUAAAAAGCUGGAAAAGUCUUGUUUUCUUUUUUGUUUGGCAUCUCCUGUGUCCUUUCAUACAUGGUCAGGACUGAGCAAAGUAAUGUAUAAAAAUGUGUGUAUCUGAGAGAACUUCUCCACUGAUUUAUAAACAGCUCCUACUGUGGAUUUCUGAGGUCCUCCUACUGAUUGACUAUAUGGAGGAAAGAACCUGAGGACCCAGGGGUAUUGUUGUAUUUGAUCAUUGUUAGUUCCAAAUGUAAGUGACUAUUUUAGUUAUUUAAUAAUACUUUGGUAUCCUUGGGCAAGAAACUGUGUGUGUCGGUGUCCAUACACUUCCCCUGUUUUCAUUUGAAAGUGAGUACCUGUCACUCCUUUUUUUCCCCAUACCACUUGAGAUUUUGAGUCUGUUAAAACAGUCUCAAGGAUUGAACAUGGUGAGUUUGGACAGAAUGAACAAUUGGUGGUGGUGGUUUGGUUUUGUUCUACAUAGCCAUUUAAAAUGACUCAAUCAGGCUACACAUGUCAUUUAUUCAUUUAGGAAAUACAUUUGCCGGGCACCCUACAGGUAUGGUGGCCAUCGCUUUCUAGUCCCUUGGGACUUGCGGUCUCAUGACAGCAGCAGCUCGGGUCCUCAGACCUCGCUCGCGCCUGCUCUUUAUUCCUGGGCUGAGGAGAGAGUUGAUUGACUUACAUAGGUAGAUGGCCCGACAGCCCCAGGCUGACCUGGAGCACUGGCCUGGGGAGCAUUUCGAGCACAUUGCUGUUUUCAUGGUGCUUCUGCACAUCUCCUAACAUGGUAAGGGGAAACCCGAAGACCAUACAUGUUAGACCUUUACCAUUGAGUAAAUGCCUGACUGGUGCCUGCUUGGUGUCCUGAAAUGAACCCAAUCGUGUUGUACACCCUUCCAAAUUCUCUUUUACACCGGAUGUUGAUUAUUUUCUAAAUAUUUUUACAAGAAAAUUUAGGAAAAAAUCUGAAAAAAAAAACUCAGAAACUAUUAAUAAUGUAAAUGUGAUAUUAUGUUGCCCUGGUAAGGAUAUUUUUUAUAAUGUCAUUCAUGCCUCGAGACUAUUGACUCUACUAAUAUUUUUCAAGAUUUUUUUUUUCCAGUGAGUAGUUCAUUUUCACACUAAUAUUUUUAAUCUUCAAUAGUAGUUGGUGGCACUAGCGACCUGAAAAUUGUCAAAGGUGAACAAGAGAAAUAAUUGAACAACAAACUAAAUGAGAACUUAGUUGCAUAUUGAAAUGUAUGUUUCUUCUUGAAUGGACUCUUGAACCGCACAGGGCUGUCCUUUGUUACUUUGCUGUCUUCCCUUCCCGAGUGUGUGGGCGUCUGCAUUGUAUAGAUAGCCCUGGAUUACACUGUGCAUUCUGUAAAUAAUCUGUACAGAGCAAUGCUCUUCAGGGGUCUGUGUACAUUCUGUACUUAUUAAAUAAGCAAUGCCUGUUUACCAA
Molecule: messenger RNA, 6709 nt
Organism: Peromyscus californicus insignis
Lineage: Eukaryota; Metazoa; Chordata; Mammalia; Rodentia; Cricetidae
Gene: Ccdc186
Product: coiled-coil domain containing 186
Exons: 16
Coding region: 206-2956 (916 amino acids)
Biological process (GO): vesicle cytoskeletal trafficking
Cellular component (GO): trans-Golgi network
Molecular function (GO): small GTPase binding
Source: RefSeq, a predicted model, not a curated record